AUGUCGUCUGAUGAGAUUCUUGAGAAGCUUAUUGCGAAAGAAAUUCUGCCGCAAUCGCCGAAUUGGGAGGGCACCGAAGCGUUCCUGAACCAGAUCGUCCAGGUGCUGCUCAAGUACAUCAAAGAGCAGAACGAUCGAAGCUCGAAAAUUUUGGAGUUUCACCAUCCCGACAAAAUGCAGCAAUUGAUUGAUUUGUCGAUACCCGAGAAGCCGGAGAACCUGCUGCAGCUCGUCAAGAGCUGCGAGCAUGUGCUCAAACUCGGCGUCAAAACCGGUCAUCCGCGUUUCUUUAAUCAGAUCUCGUGCGGUUUGGAUUUGGUCUCGAUGGCCGGCGAAUGGCUCACGGCCACGGCCAAUACCAACAUGUUCACCUAUGAGAUCGCGCCAGUCUUCAUUCUCAUGGAGAAGGCGGUAAUGGCGAGAAUGUGGGAGGCGAUCGGAUGGGAUACGGAAAAAGCUGAUGGAAUAUUCGCACCCGGUGGCGCCAUCGCCAAUUUGUACGCCAUGAAUGCCGCCAGACACCAUAUGUUCCCGAGAAGCAAACAUCUUGGAAUGAAGGAUAUCCCAACACUUUGCUGCUUCACUAGCGAGGAUAGUCACUAUUCCAUCAAAAGUGCCGCUACUGUCAUCGGCAUUGGUGCUGAUUAUUGCUUCAACAUUCCGACGGAUGCCAACGGCAAAAUGAUUCCGGAGGCGCUUGAGAGGAAAGUGAUCGAAUGCAAGAAGGAGGGCCUCACGCCGCUUUUCGUUUGCUGCACUGCCGGCUCAACGGUGUACGGUGCGUUCGAUCCAUUGGAGACCGUCGCCGACAUUUGCGAGCGACACAAAAUAUGGUUCCACGUCGACGCCGCUUGGGGUGGCGGUUUGCUAUUGUCGCCGGAGCAUCGCUACAAACUCGCCGGCAUCGAGCGCGCCAAUUCGAUCACGUGGAAUCCGCACAAACUCAUGGGAGCACUUCUCCAAUGCUCGGCGUGUCUUUUUCGACAAGACGGAUUGUUGUUCCAGUGCAAUCAAAUGUCAGCGGAUUAUCUGUUUCAGCAGGACAAGCCGUAUGAUGUCAGCUUUGAUACUGGCGACAAGGCGAUUCAGUGUGGAAGACACAAUGACGUUUUUAAGUUGUGGCUUAUGUGGAAGAGCAAGGGAAUGGACGGCUACCGUCAUCAGAUUAACAACUUAAUGGAUCUCUCGCAUUAUUUCACGCAGCGAAUCAAACAAACCGACGGCUUCGAGUUGAUCAUCGAGAAGCCGGAAUUUUUGAACAUUUGCUUCUGGUACGUACCGACGAAAAUCCGCCAUCUCGAGCCGGCCGAGAAGAAGGCGCGCUUGGAAAAAAUCGCGCCGAAAAUCAAGGCGGGCAUGAUGGCACGCGGGACGACGAUGGUCGCCUAUCAGCCGGACAAACAGCGGCCAAACUUCUUCCGGAUGAUCAUCUCGAAUCAGGCGAUCACCCGCGCCGACCUCGACUUUCUCAUCGAUGAAAUCGUUGCCAUCGGCGAAUCAUUCAACGAGGAACUCUCAAUGCGUUCAUUAGUCGUGGCGCUGAUUGUGGUGUUCGCCGUCGCUGAAUCGUCGAUCGUCCGUCCCGCGUACUAUGUGAGAAUCGCGCGUGCCGAUGAUCCGGAGCACACAUUCAAUAUGCUUGGACCUGCGCAAUUCUAUGAUUAUGAUGUCGGCGGUGGAAGUCAUCGCGAGACGCCGUCCGAUCGCGAAUCGUUCAAGUUCAUGGAGGCGCCGGUGGCGCUGAGCAAUCCGGUGUGGAACAUGUUCUCGAAAAUGACAGAUUUCUAUCGAUGGGUGCGCAGGGAUUAA
Messenger RNA from Caenorhabditis bovis, 1809 nucleotides. Lineage: Eukaryota; Metazoa; Nematoda; Chromadorea; Rhabditida; Rhabditidae. The record is from the annotation of a GenBank genome assembly.